This is a messenger RNA of Ipomoea triloba (trilobed morning glory), 2076 nucleotides long. RefSeq names its product protein FAR1-RELATED SEQUENCE 5-like. Gene Ontology annotation, molecular function: zinc ion binding; nucleic acid binding. The transcript is spliced from 5 exons. Bases 1 to 2076 code for a protein of 691 amino acids. Gene Ontology annotation, biological process: regulation of DNA-templated transcription. The record is from RefSeq and is a predicted model, not a curated record. Lineage: Eukaryota; Viridiplantae; Streptophyta; Magnoliopsida; Solanales; Convolvulaceae.
AUGGCAUUUGGUUUUGAAUACGAUGUUGAUGAUGGUGAUCAGCUUUCAAGGGUUUCUUGGCGGGACGCAGUAUCCAGGAAGAAUUUUUCUUUGUUUGGUGAUGUUGUUUCGUUGAUGCUGGCAAUAGUUUGUUUCCUUGGAUACUGCUUUUGGCAGAGCACAACUCGGAAGGGUAGGGAUGGCGGUGUUGUUUUGAAGCAGGUUGUAUGUAGUCGUGAGGGGUUCAAGAAGAGUUCGUCUAGUACUUCUUCUACCACACAAAGCAAUGUUGUGAAGCGACGUAGGUUGACAAAUAGGGUUGGGUGUAAGGCUAAAGUGGUGUUUAAGGUCAUUCCUAAUGGUUGCUAUCGUGUGCAUUUUUUUGAGGAACACCAUACCCAUUCUAUGUGUUCAAUUAUUGCUAAGCAAUUUUUAAAGGUUAAUCGUAAUCUUGAUGCUGGGCAUCAACUUUUUGUUGCAAGUUGUGUUCGAGCAAACAUUGGUCCUACUCGGUCGUAUAGGUUGUUUAAGGAGAUUGUUGGUGAGUAUUCUAAUGUUGGGGCUACAGGUGUGGACUUUAAAAACUUCAAACGUGAUUUGAUGGCGUACAUUUUAAAUGGUGAUGCUCAAUUGUUCAUAGAUACAUUGUUUAAAAGGCGUGAAUUGUGUGAAGCAUUUGGUUUUGAAUACGAUGUUGAUGAUGGUGAUCAGCUUUCAAGGGUUUUCUUGGCGGGACACAGUAUCCAGGAAGAAUUUUUCUUUGUUUGGUAUAAUUUGGUUUUUGUCCCAUUUACUGGCAUUGAUAAUCAUAAGAGAUGUAUCACCUUUGGUGCUGGGUUGCUUACGAAGGAAGACAUAGACUCAUACGUUUGGCUUUUGGAGAGCUUUAAGAAAAUAAUGGGCCAUGAUCCUAUUUGUGUUGUUACAGAUCAAGAUCCAGCUGUGAAGGUUGCUGUUGCUCAAGUGUUUGGUGCCUCAAAACAUAGAUUUUGUAUGUGGCAUAUAAUGUGUAAGGUGGGAGAGAAGGUUGGACCAGUUUUAUCAAAAGAUGAGGUGUUUAGGAGGAAGUUGAAUGGCAUUGUUUGGGAUAAUUCACUUGAUCCCAACGCCUUUGAGUUGCGAUGGAAUCAUAUUAUGGAGGAAUAUGGGUUGGGUGAUAAUGGUUGGUUUCGUUACUUGUUUGAGUCCCGUACAUUUUGGGCACCUCCAUACUUUCAUGAUGAUUUUAUGGCCGGUUUAGUUAGGACUACGUCUAGAUCGGAGUCUCAAAAUAAUUUUUUUGGCAGUUUCUCUAAUGGACAUUCUAGUUUGGUUGAGUUUCUGGUGCACUAUGACACUGCUAUUGGUGCACAACGGCAUGCCCAAGCAAAAUUGAAUGCUGAUUAUGAAGCUUGCUUUCCAGUUUUGAAGACACCAUUGGCCUUGGAGCGGCAUGCCGUGGCUGUUUACACAAUUUCUAUAUUUUAUGACAUUCAAGAAAAGAUUUGUUCGGCUUGUUUUUCUUGUCAAGUGGUGUCUUUGACUGAUAUUGAUGGUUGCGUGUCAUAUGUGAUAAAAGAUGGUGACCAUAGGACAUGGCGUGUGCAUGGACUUGAGAGUAUUCCUUCUAGGUAUUUGGUGCAUCGGUGGACAAAGGGUGCAUGUUUGCACCUAAUAUUUCAUAUUGAUGGUACACUUGUUGAUCAAUCUGCUAAAGUGGAGAAUGUUAGGGCGCUUACCAAUCUUAUGUGGUCUGAUAUUUAUGCUUGUGUGGGGUUGGCUGAUGGUAAUAUUGACUGUUUGUCACAGUUACGACGUGUUAUUAAUGAGCAAAGGCAAAUAUUUCUACAGGAUGGGAGUGAGAAUGGGAAUGGGGCUGCUAUUGGUAGCAAGCAAAGUGUGAUUAAUUCGUUUUGUGAAGAUGUGUCUAUGGGUUCGACAGUGGAUGUGCACGACCCUGUCCAAGCUAAGAACAAGGGUAGUGGUAAGCGAUUGAAUAGCGCAAGGGAAAGAGCUGCAAGCAAGUGUGCAAAGCAAUCAAGGAGAUGCCACACUUGUGAUGAAUAUGGCCAUAAUAGUAGGACAUGCCCUUUAAAUACUUUAAGUUGUGCAUUGUAG